UUUAUUUUCAUCCAAUACUGUUGUUUGGAGUUGGAUUUUCUUUUCCUUUUGGAGACGUCCUUUUCCUUUAUGCAGACUUCCAAACAGUUUGAACAACCACUUUUUCAUCGUGGCAGGGUGCUUACAGAUCAAUGCAAUCGAUUCUUGUUAAAAUAAUAACCGAUGAUUGCGUUAGAGACCGAAGAAGAAGAAGAAGAAAAUUAACAAUACCAACAUUUGGUGGAGGGGUGUAAUUGAUGGACUUAAGCCACCCAACAGUACACCCUGUUGGAGACCACCAUGCUGCUGAUUUAGAAGAAGGUCCUAUCACGUUGUUGAAUAUGAAGGAUUUGCCUGGGACUCCAGGGACACUUGGAGGCCUUGUUCUUCGUAUGGGACAGUUUCUAUUUGCUGCAGCUUCAAUUGUAGUUAUGGUCACUGGUGCUGAAUUUGUCAAUUACACAGCUUUCUGCUAUUUGGUUGCUGCAAUGGCCUUACAAUUUUUGUGGAGCUUUAUACUAGCAAUUCUUGAUUUAUAUGCAUUACUCAUAAAGAGAGGCCUUCACAAUUCAGUAUUGCUAAGCUUGUUUGUGGUGGGAGAUUGGGUCACUGCAACAUUGUCACUUGCAGCAGCCUGCUCAGCAGCAGGAGUGACUGUUCUUUUUGAUAACGAUCUAAGCUAUUGCGAUCAAAUACAUUGCCACAGAUAUCAACUUUCUGCUGCAAUGGCCUUCUUGAGUUGGCUAUUGGUCGGAAUUUCAUCUCUCUUAACAUUUUGGCUGUUAGCUUCUGAAUAGCUUUUAUUAUAAUUGAUUUGAACCACAAGAAGUAAAAGAAAAAGGGCACUGUAAAGUAAGCUCCAUCAAAGUAGUUAAGAUAACCUGUUGCUUUGAACAUGUAUCUUAAACCUCUGUCAUAUGUUCAAGUGGCUUGAUUCAAGGGUCUGCAUAUCCUACUCAACCACUAAGCCUUCUCCAUUUAACCUAUACAGUUAUGACUGUUUGUCUCAUCUGCUUCUUGUAGCUGUGUAAGAGGACUUGAAAAUUGAGUACUCAUAUUUUUUCUGCUCAUUAGCUUUUGGGGCAACGCUUUGGAUUGUGAAUAGUUUAUAAGGUGGCAAGUUGAAAUUGUAUUUGAUCUUAUAUUAAAUUAUAAAAGGAGUCUAUUCCAAUUCACAGAAGAUUACAGUUUAUUUA
Molecule: messenger RNA, 1175 nt
Organism: Cryptomeria japonica (Japanese cedar)
Lineage: Eukaryota; Viridiplantae; Streptophyta; Pinopsida; Cupressales; Cupressaceae
Product: CASP-like protein 5B1
Exons: 3
Coding region: 237-776 (179 amino acids)
Cellular component (GO): membrane
Source: RefSeq, a predicted model, not a curated record